AUGUAUACUUACAAUAAGUUUGGGUCUCGGGCCUCUUCAUCGACAUCAAGCACAAACAACACCAUCUCCUCGAGCAACUAUGCUACUCGAACAUCUUCCAGAACAACUGAGACAAAUGAGAAGAAUAACUUAGUCAAAAUAAAAAAAGAAACUGUGGAUUAUUGCAACCAUUAUGUUCAUACUGGUGAGCCGGGAGUCAAAUUUAUUAGGAAUGUCAAAAACCCAUUAGAAGGAUACCCCAAAUUAGCAAAAUUGCAUCAUUUGAAACGUCUUCAAAUUAAAAAGCACACAUCUCAAGCUUAUGGUGUCAGAUGCACCACUGGUGAAAUAGUACCCACAUUAAAUCGAUGGAUAGAGAAUUACAAUAUCCGCUUUGAUGUCAUUAUGAUUGGUGCUCUAGUCGAGAAUCAAUUCAUUUUACCAAUAUUGAAUAGCAUUCCAAUUCAUCGGUUGUGCUCAAAACCCGGGUUUCUUUUCAUCUGGUCAACAACUCAGAAGAUUCAAGAAUUGACGAGACUAUUGAAUAAUGACAAUUUCAAUAAAAGAUUUAGGAGGUCAGAAGAGUUGAUCUUUUUGCCGAUAGAUGAUAAAUCACCAUAUUAUCCGCACGACUCUGGUGCUACAGAGGUAAUUCCAUUAUUUGAAAGACAACAAUGGCAUUGCUGGAUGUGUAUUACAGGUACUGUGAGAAGGUCCACAGAUAAUCAUUUGAUUCAUUGCAACAUUGAUACUGACUUGCAAAUUGAGUCUCCAAGUGACAAAACAAAGCAAAAGUCGACAUACAAUGCUGUUCCAGAAGCUAUAUACAGAGUUGCAGAAAACUUUUCCAACUCCAACAGGAGAUUACAUUUGGUCCCAUCCAAAUUGGGAUAUUCGACUCCUAUCAGAUUACGUGCUGGGUGGGUUAUUAUGGGACCUGAUGUCUUGAUCAAUAAUUUCGACCCAGUCAAAUACAAUGAGGAAUUGUACGCAAAAUCAAUGAUCAAAUACAAGCCUAAUAAUGGCAUUGCUGCUAAUACAAAUACAACAACUACCACUCAAUUCCUAGUCCCACAAACAAAUGAGAUCGAAGACUUGAGACCUAAAAGUCCAAUCAUCUCUACUAAGUAA
This is a messenger RNA of Candida albicans SC5314, 1110 nucleotides long. RefSeq names its product Kar4p (gene KAR4). The record is from RefSeq and is a predicted model, not a curated record. Gene Ontology annotation, molecular function: mRNA binding. Gene Ontology annotation, cellular component: nucleus; RNA N6-methyladenosine methyltransferase complex. NCBI's taxonomy places the organism in Eukaryota, Fungi, Ascomycota, Pichiomycetes, Serinales, Debaryomycetaceae. Bases 1 to 1110 code for a protein of 369 amino acids. The transcript has a single exon.